Messenger RNA from Polychytrium aggregatum, 1801 nucleotides. Its product is annotated as pyruvate kinase. The coding region runs from base 151 to 1626 and encodes 491 amino acids. Gene Ontology annotation, biological process: glycolytic process. Gene Ontology annotation, molecular function: potassium ion binding; magnesium ion binding; pyruvate kinase activity. The transcript is spliced from 15 exons. Gene Ontology annotation, cellular component: cytoplasm. NCBI's taxonomy places the organism in Eukaryota, Fungi, Chytridiomycota, Chytridiomycetes, Polychytriales. The record is from RefSeq and is a predicted model, not a curated record.
CCCGAUCUCCUCCAUCCGCCUCGACUCCUGCAUUUGCCUUUCGUCCCUGCCAUCCUGGGUCAAACCGCGACGACACUCGCUGCUCCUCCGUCCCCGCCUCCAUCUCCUCCUCCCGAGCCCCCGCAGCCCGAUCGAGAACCCUCCGCCAUCAUGGUUCAACGCACUCACCCCGACUACAUCGUGGAGUCGAAGGAUCACCCCCUUCGAACCAAGGUCGUUUGCACCAUCGGCCCUGCCUCCUCGGACAAGGAAUCCCUGAAGACCCUGAUCAACGCCGGCAUGAAUGUGGCCCGUCUGAACCUGAGCCACUCGACUCACGAGUUUGUCAGCGAGGUGAUCACCAGCAUCCGCGAGUGUCUCCAGGAGUCCAACAGCACUGCUCAAGUCGCCAUCUGGGUCGACACCAACGGCCCCAAAGUUCGAAGUGGCCGCCUCGUCAACUCCCAGCCUGUCUACCUGGAGGUCGGACAAGAGUUCUGGAUCCGCAACGAUGUUGACCUGAUCGGUGACAGCACCCAGGUUGGCUGCUCCUAUACCAAGAAGCACGUCGAGGUUGGCGAGACCCUCUACAUCGACGAUGGAAUCCUGAGCUUCAAGGUUGUCGGACGUACCGACGACUCGCUCAAGACCGUCGUCCUGAACUCUGGCUAUCUUGGUGAGAACAAGGGCAUCAACAUUCCCAAGCGCGUUGUCGAGGAUCUCCCUGCCCUCAGCGAGAAGGACCGCACCGACAUCAACUUUGCUCUCCAGAACAAUGUUGAUUUCAUCUCCGUCUCAUGCAUCCGCUCCGUCGAGGAUGUUGAAGAGGCUCGUAUUCUUCUGGGCAACAGCAAAGUCAAGCUGCUGGCCAAGAUCGAAAACGAGCGCGGUAUGCAGAGCUACAAACAGAUCCUGAACUUUGCCGACGGUAUCGUCAUCGAUCGUGGCUAUCUCGGAUGCGAGGUCGGCAUCGAGAUCGUCACCACGAGCCAGAAGGAAAUGAUUGACUAUGCCAACACCGCCGGCAAGGUCGUGCUCGUGGCCAACCAGAUGCUCGAGUCCAUGCGCACCAGCCCCCGUCCUACCCGAUCCGAAGCUGCCGAUGUGGCCAAUGCCGUCAUCGAUGGCGCCGAUGGAUUGGUUCUGUCCGGCGAAACUGCCGUUGGCGACUACCCCGAGGCGUGCGUCAAGAUCAUGCGCCGCAUUGCCGCUGAGGCCGAGAAGGUCCCCAACUACGCCGAGUAUCAGGUCAAGAUGAUGCGACGCAUCCCCAAGCCCAUCGGCGUUUCCGAAAGUAUUGCCUCGUCUGCGGUUCUGUGCUCGCGUCAGGUCAAUGCGUCUUUGAUCAUCUGCACCACCGAAUACGGUGGCACCGCAAAGCUGGUUGCCAAGUAUCGCCCCGACAUCCCCAUUGUCGCUGCCACGCACAUCGCGGUGACGGCUCGCCAGCUGGGCCUCAGCUUUGGCGUCGUGCCCUUCUACCAUUCUGGAUCACCCGACUCGCUCAUUCCGGAGACUCUGCGCUACGCCGUCGAGAUUGGUCUGUGCCAGCCCGGGCAGAUUGCCGUCAUCACUUCCGGACAGAGCGUCGGUUUCCUCGAGGGCACCACCACUAAAAUGCAGGUUGUCGAGGUUCCCAGCCUCUGAGCAGGAGGCCACCUUCUGAGCAGAAGCCACUUGAGCAGAGGCCACCGCCCUUGCUGACGGCUGCGUGCGAUACUGUCCUGUAUUCCCACCGCACGAACUCAAUACACAGCAGGGCCGUCCCAGGCACCGCUGCUUGGUGGGUCUGCGUCUCUCACCGAGGACCGUCCCUCUCUCA